Messenger RNA from Brienomyrus brachyistius, 2119 nucleotides. RefSeq lists its product as uncharacterized. Lineage: Eukaryota; Metazoa; Chordata; Actinopteri; Osteoglossiformes; Mormyridae. The coding region runs from base 345 to 1235 and encodes 296 amino acids. The record is from RefSeq and is a predicted model, not a curated record. Gene Ontology annotation, cellular component: membrane. The transcript is spliced from 4 exons.
GACGUUCCUGAUUGUUUAUCUCCUUUUGGACAUAGAUUAGUGAAGGUUGUAACAGAUCGGCACCGAGUUCGUCCCAAAAGUUUCGUCAUGCUUGUUGAUUGAACCGAUGCUGAACAAAGCGGCCGUUUCUUAAGACUGGUGACAAAGGACCAGUGUUUCCGCAUGCGGCCGAUCCUAGGACGGUUCCCCCGGCUCCGGAGUAGACUACCUGCGUCGUGCCCCGCCUCCUCCCUGGGUGGGGUGACCGCGGGCAGCAGGUAAUCGCGAGAGCUUCGCCAGCGCACUAUGAUCCGCACAAGGGUUCUCACGGUAAAUACUGCCUGCCUUUUCCAAGUUCAGUAAAUAUGAGCCAGACAAGAUCUCAGCGGGGACACAGGGAUGGGAAUAACGAGCUCAGGGCGGAGAGAACGCGGAGGGACCAGAGAAACGGAAUGUCUUCAUCAGGUAACAGGUCAUCCUCACAGCCAUCUUACCCCAGGAGCUCUGUGAGCUCUCACAGGCAGACGAGGCACGGUCACCAGGAGCAGCCCCAGAGGUCCAAGUGGACAUAUAUCUGCUCCAGGAGAGGUAUCGUUUUGAUGUGCACGGUGCUGACCAACAUCCUGGUGUUGAUCUGCGUUGUUGCGGCGAUGAUGGUGAUGUCGGGAAUGUCGGCUAUGGGGGGUCUGGCCACCGGGAGCUUCAGCAUCAACACCAUGUACACCCCCUUCGAGGGCACCGAGCUGCAGCAGGUGCGCGACUUGGACAUGAAGUACAACCAGAUGCGAUCGCCAGGUGUCUACGGGGGCGUGACCUUCUGCCUGGCCCUCGGCGUGCUCUCGCUGCUCUUCGUGGUGUCUGGGAACCGGCCGGCUCACCUGCUGGCCCGUAAGCUGCUUCUUGGGAAGUUCGUCUUCCAGGUGGUGGGUGCCAUCGCCUAUGUGGUGGCGGUGGGCCUGUACCUGCACUUCGUCAUCCAGGUCAACGCCACCGACGUCUGCAAGAUGCGCGAGCGCCUGUAUGCCCGACAGGGCUACACCUGGAUGAACUGCAAUGUAGGGGGCGCCGACGCUGCUGUGGCCCUGUUUGGCCUCAUCACAGCUGGCCUAUAUGGCGCGGGUGCCGUCCUGACCGGCAUUACCAUCCGGCACGUAAGGAAUUACCUCUCACAUAUGGAUGACCGCGGGAGGUCCAGCCACGAGGAGACCUCCCACCAGCAGGAGGCCCCGUUGAGAUCUGACACGACAUUUUUGUGAAGGCUGCUUUCUGAAAUUAAUUUUUAUUUUUAUAUCUUUGUACAUACAAGAAUGGCAAAACCUUGCCUUUAUGCUAGUUAAUGUCUUUCUUCAUUUGGUUGAACUGUUGAUUUAAAUUAAUUUCACAGUUUAGAUCAUGUGAUUGGGUUGAUUCAUGAUUCCCUGAAACGUUUCUGUCGUGGUUAAACUAAAUGCAAACGUGCCAGUUCUUUUUACAGUUCACUCUAUUUGUAGAAUUUAUCAGAGUUACUUGGAAUUUAAUGUUAUUUUUACAGAAUGAGGCAAUAUUUGCUUAAUUGUCCAAGGGCUUAACAAGGGCUAAACAGCAUAAUUACUGAUAAACCAAAAUAGGGAAACUUUUAUCUCUAUUAUUUCAAGGAGCAAAAAUAUUUUGAAGCACCCGUUUUACAAAUGUAUGUGGAUGAUAUGUGACUAAAAAUGAGAUAUACCUUGAUUUGAUAUGACGUUAUGGAAUUACCUCAAAUUAACGAAACUUGAUAUUUUUUUUGUUUUUAGAUUUAAUAAGAAAAGAACUUCCCUUGGUAUCAGUAAAGUUCACCUGAACGAACUGAGAUUAUUCUAGCUCUUCCUCGACUUAACAGUGACUCAACAAGACUGGUGUUUCUGGUUCACACCAACUCAACUGAGCAUAACUGUAAUGGUUAUGACCUGUAGUAAAAGUUCCUUCAGAGGGACUGAGGGAGUCCUGACUGAAGGGGUUUCCAGAGUGGCUGGGGGUCAGGGAGACCCGCACUGCAGAGGCUCAUGUCACCAUUUUAUCGCUAUUCUAUUAUACUGUGAACCUUGAGCUUUUCCUCCCAUUACAUCUUAAUAGUUAUCUGAACAUUUGUAUAACGAUUUAUUAAAGAGGCUUUUUACUAAAA